AUGGAGGGUAUACCCGUGGAUAUGGUUGAAGAAGACAUCUCGAGUGAAUUAUUAGACUACUACCACGUCCAAGGCUUGGAUGAUGUCCGGAUCAUUCGCGAUAGGCAGACCAAAGUAUCACGGCAGAUUGGCUUUCUCCGAUUCAACACUCUGAACGAAUCUCGAGAUUUCAUGGCCCAGAACGCACCGAAUUUGUACAUCUAUGGCCAAAAUGCUGGGAAAGAUGACCGCGCUGCCAAAAUCCGCAUUUCUUUUACGCGCGAACGAGACGAUCGUCGAAACCGCCCGGAAGGCGAAUGGACGUGUCGAAAUUGCUCUUUUGACAACUUCUCAACUCGGCAAAAGUGUUUUCGCUGCCAGGCAGAUCGUGCUGAUGCCGAGAUGUCUGUUGAAGAAAUGCCCGAUCGUGUCGUGAAUAUUGGAGACAACGAUGUCGCUGCAGAUAACACGCCGUCGCAGUUUUUGCUCUUCAGAGGAUUAGAUGGCUCGGUUACAGAAGAACUCUUCUCCAAAGGGGUAACGAAGCUGUAUAAACCUGCAAACAGUGAAGACCAAAGCUGUUCAAAGAAGGCAAAAGUUGCUUCAACCACAGGUGAUUCAAAUCUCGGUGCUAGGGACGGUUCUUUGCGACGUGUUCUCCUCAUUCGCGACCGCCAAAGCAACGAAAGCUGGAAAUUCGGAUUUGCAGAAUUCGCCACAGUUGACGAUGCGCAAGCUGCAUUGAGAAAGUUGCAUUCAUUUGAAAAAUUCACAAUCUCCUCCAAACCGGUCUUGGCUAGCUAUAUCCAUGCGGGUGUAUUCGUCCCGGUUCUGAAUCCGACGCCGAGCACAGUGCGAUUUACUUUCAGUCCUCUGUCAAAUCCUGGGAUGAAGCUUGCAUAUUGGGACGAGGAAGGUUACGUAACCGAAUUGGUUGUGUCUACAGAAGAGCUGGAUAAGCCCAAGGUGGAUGCAAAAGCUGCCAAAGACGCGGAGAAAGCGAAGAAGAGAAAAGCGGAGGCGUCUAGUGCUGCUAAUGCCAAGAAAAUGGCAAUGCCAUCGCAUCUCCAAUUCUGGUCGGACCGACACGCUGAGUUGCACGGGAUUCAAAAGAAAGAAGACGAGGAGAUUGGCGGCUCAGCCAAGGGAUCUGAAGGUGGCUCACCAGCUCGGUCUGCGGCACCGCCAGCUCGAUCGUACGCCGACCUUAAUCGGAAUUGCUGCUAUUUGUGUAUGCGCCAGUUCAAAUCAGCAUCCGAAGUCAACCAGCACGAACGACUCAGUCAGUUACACCGGGACAACCUGCAAAACGAGGAAACAAAGGCCAAAGCAUUAGCAAAACUGGAGAAGCACCGCAAUGACCCGCCCAUCGAUCAUGGACCCUCCACAGAAUACCGAGACCGAGCCAAGGAACGCCGCAAGGCGUUUGGCAGCUCGCGACAAACCAGCAAACCCAAGCCUCCUGCUGCUCCAGCCAAGGUGGAAGAAGAACCGGUACCUGAACCAGCAGCCCCGUCCAAGGGAGCUGCACUUCUGAGCAAGAUGGGAUGGUCUGCUGGGUCUGGGCUUGGUGUGCAAGGGACCGGCAUGACGGCGCCGAUUGCCACAGACGUGUAUGCGCAGGGCGUUGGGCUUGGCGCACAAGGUGGAAAACUUGGUGAUGCGUCUGAAGAGGCAGCCAGAAACACGCGCGGCCGUUAUGACGAGUUUCUGGAAAAGACAAAAGACCGGGCUAGGGAGCGGUACGAGCGGAUGUCUUGA
This is a messenger RNA of Talaromyces rugulosus, 1740 nucleotides long. RefSeq lists its product as uncharacterized. The record is from RefSeq and is a predicted model, not a curated record. Lineage: Eukaryota; Fungi; Ascomycota; Eurotiomycetes; Eurotiales; Trichocomaceae. Gene Ontology annotation, cellular component: nucleus. Gene Ontology annotation, molecular function: RNA binding. Gene Ontology annotation, biological process: mRNA splicing, via spliceosome. The transcript is spliced from 6 exons. Bases 1 to 1740 code for a protein of 579 amino acids.